AUUGGAUGAGAUAUUCAAUGGUUCGAAAUUCAAAUGUGAUCGAAGAUAUUGUCGCUGGGGCAUGUACGAGAUUGUUGAAGAUGCAUCUUUAAAGGACUUUGGCGGUUUUAUGAAUCUAUGAAAUACUUUUUGAGUGACUUAAGCAAUCUUGUUUAAAUAUUAGUGACACUGUGAAACACUUAAAACGAUAUGCAAGGUUUUUAGGUACAAAUGAGCAUUGUAAACAAAGAUCCAUGUAUGUUUUUAAUCACUGUGUAUUUGAACACAUUUUUGAUUAACAACAUGCUCAUAUGCGUUAUGAAAUAUUGAAAAUAAUCAUGCAUUUCGAAUUUGUAAAGUGAUAUAUGGAGAGCGAAAUUUAGCCAUUCAACAGUCCAACCACGUUGUCAUUGAGCAGAGACUCUGAGAGAGAUGGUACUCAUUGGUACUGUAGUAUAAAAGAGAUUUGCAAUAAUGUCUAAUGGAUCUGGUUCAAAUGCUGAGAAUGUGAGGUUUAUGUCUAUCAGAUGCCCAAAGACGUCAGCUUUAUGUAAACAGUCCAAUGGCCACAGUGAGACAGAGUCCAGUACUUACGUUGUGAUCCUUAAUCAAGAUACAGAAAACCAAGCUACAAGUGGCAACUUAUCGCAUGCUUCUGCAAAACUGAGUCAAGGGGCAAGAGAUGCUAUUGAAAUCGGGAAGAGCAAAUCAAAAUCAAGAGUCAUAUUUUCGACUAAUGAUGAUUUGAAACUGAACUUGACUAAUGAAUUUGAUAGUUAUGACAGUUCUAGUUCUUCUCAAAAGGUUUUUCAAGAUGGAAUAGAAGAAGCAAAAGAUAAAGGACUUGGAGAGGCAGCCAAAAUAAUAAGACUGAAAAUACCACCCAGCUCUUUGCAGAAAGCAAUGCAGAUAAGUCGAAGGCUAAAUGCACAAAGACAUUUGUCUGGUACACCUGCCACACAGCUGAAUAUGUUGAAGGAGCACCAUUUGUCUGGUACACCUGCCACACAGGUGCAAGGAGACGCUUCAGACAGAUCAUCUUCUCUUAUGGAAUCAGGGUACUCAUCCGCCAACAGCAGUUGUUUUUCAAAGGAAUCUUUUCAGUUUGAAACCCCUAGUACUGUUCCACUGCCAGCAAGACAUGAGACAGCAAGAGAAAUUUUCCACAAGUCUUCUGCUGAGUCAUUGAAAGGGAAACUUAGUGAUACAGAUCCAUCACUUCUCACACCGUCACCAACAUCACCUCUCUCCCUAGGAUUACGCAAUGUUGCUGUUCAUCAAUCAUCAUUUUCAUCCUCGCCAAUAAGUGCACAAACUUCUCAGAAUUCACAAAGAACAUCUACUCCAAGAUCAGGAUAUGUUGUGGAAUCAGCAAAUGGACAGAGAUUCAUUUUACCUGUUGAUCCACAGCAAACUAAAGCUGUCUCUGUGUCCAAAUCUGAUUCUUACAUAAAUAUAAAACCACUUGAUAUGGCUCACUUUCUUCAGGGUUCAAGCUCAAACAACAAAGCUUUACAUGGUCGUUCAACAGACAACUCUGACACUGAAACUCAAAGUUACCCCAAAAAGAAUGCUCAGACAUAUGAAACCUCUGGAGAUUUAAGUUUUGUAAAUGGUGAUAAAGCCAAUGUGAAAUGUGUAUCAAAGAUUUCUCCAGAAGCACCUUUGACAUCUGAAGAGAUAGAAUCCACUUCUGCUUCAGUUUUUUUGCAAGAAAGGGUUGGAAAUGUUGUCUUAAACUAUGCAUUGAAAGAAAAUGACAAUGUAAUCAAAGUAGAAGUGGAGGAUAAAACAUUCCCAGAAGAAAUACCAGAUUCUCAAGAGUCAACGGAAAAGGACCCCCUUAACGACUCACUUACCAAUAUCCAGUGGUUGGGAGGGAUGCAGUUGAAAGAAGAUGGGAAACCACAGCCGCUAGCCACUCAAAACAAAAAAGACACUGCCAUACAAUGGAGGUGCCUUAGUCAUUCAGAGGUUCUAAAAAUCGCAAAAGAGUAUGGGAAAGCUAAGAGACCACCAUUUUCUUACAUGACCUUGAUACAGAUGGCCUUGAACAGCAGAGAGGAUAAGCGUAUGACUCUAAGAGAAAUUUGCAAGUGGAUUGAGGAAACCUUUCCUUUCUACAAGUACACAGCAAAACCUGGCUGGAAGAACUCCAUCAGACACAAUCUCUCCUUGUACAGUAUAUUUGAAAGAGAGAAGUCUAAGAAACAUGGAUCUUAUUGGACAAUUCGGGAAGACUGUCCUGAAAAAUUGAAAGUUGUUCCAUCCAAGGACAGAAAAGAUGUGCUAUCAUCCAUCUCAAGCUGUCUUCCUGUGUUUGUUCCACACCAAACACCUACGAUCCCCAAAGUGCCCAUCCCUCCACAUCACAGAAACAAUGCAGACAGCCAGAAGAGAAAUCUACAGCCCAUAUUACCACGACCGCAUUCCUUUAACUCACCCAUGCAAACUUUUGCUCUGAUCCCCAUUCAGAGUAUGAACCAGUCCCAGGGCGUGUCCAGUACUCCAGGACAACCCAUGUUGAUUCAGGUGCCAUCCCAAACUUCAACGCUGGCUCAAGACAUUAAAAACGAAUCAGACACACCUCCAAGUGUAGACAAAACUGACAAGAAGAAUAUAGAACACAACAAGAAGAAAGUAAUAACUAUUGCUCCGAAAUUUACCUCACCAAAUAUUGUAAAGCAAGCAUGGAUAAAUGCUCAAACGUUCAGUGACAAAGAGAGCAAAACUGAAACGAUGGACAAAAUAGAAGCAGAUUCUGACACAAGUGCCAAACGAAGAAAACAGAACAAUGGGCUACCUAAGCCCAAGAUCUACCCUCAAUCUAGUCCACAGAAAAAAAACAGGUCUCGGAGAAAACAAAAACUAGUUCCUAAAGAACGUGACUUGUUAAACGACAGCUCUGAUGACAAUACAGACGACGUAAAAGAAUUUAUAGAUAAACUUGAGAAAAAUUUAACUACCCCACUCAGGGCAAUUCUUGAUGGCGGCGACACUAAAAAAGUAGCCACAUCAACCCCUAUGAAGGAUGCCAGUGAUUCAACUGAGCUUCCUUCCCCUAUCAGGGGGAUCACACCCCUUAAAGGAGUCAGUUUGCUUGACUCCAGUUUUCUGGAUGGCUUCAAGGAUUUGGAAGAUGGUAAAAAUCCAUUUGGGUCACCAAAUUUUAUGCUGAAUAUGAAAAAAAUGUCCCCUUCACUUAUGCGUAGUCCAAAUGCCAUGCAGUUUGACAAUUUGUUCUCGGGACUAACGCCAAUAAAAGGAGAUUUGGACUCCAGUAACAAUGAAAACUUGUCAAGAAUAUUAAGUGAGUUUCCAAUAGAUGGAAUUGAAUCAGAAGAUGAAAUGUUGACCGGUAAUCUUUCAAAUAUGAAUUGGAGUGCUAUAUGUCAGAAUAUAAACUCAACACCAAAUGGAAAGAGUUAGAUAAUGACAUCAGGUGCUAUUACAUAUGGGUUCAUGAACCAUGUCAUAUUGUUUAUGUAUGUGAUAGAUUUUGCAUCCUUGCAUAUUCACGUUAAUGAAAAUCUCUGAUUUUGUGAAUCAUUUCAUUCAUCAAAUCUACUGUAUAAAAGUUGCAAUUCUCAGAAGUGCUUUUCUCAGACUCAAAAUUUUUUUAUUUUAUGUAAUGACGAAACAUAUUCCAUGUUUUCAUUUGUUGUGCAAUAUUACGUGUCUGCUGGGUGUAGUGUUCUUGUAAUGAUGAGGAAAUAGUCCAAUUCCAAUACGCCAGUUUCGAGAUACGAACUCUUCUGUAUAGGAGGUGUAUUUAGUGGAACUUUGAAUGCCUAAGUGGGACAGAGUGGAUAUACAGCCAACGAGAAAGACAAUGAAAUGUAUUAAAAGCGGCUUCUCUUUAAAUAUGUAAAUGUGGGAAAUACAAAAUGCUAUCGAAAGAAAUGUUUUACCGAAGUGGAAACAUACAAACAAUGUCAUAUUUGCAAGAAAUAUCUUGGAUAUGGUACUUAUGACCAAUGAAAUAACAUGAUAUGAUAAGAAUUCUAUGUAUCUAAUUACUCCUAAAUACUUAUCACUUACUUAGUGUAUCAGUGGAAUUCGGGUUAUCACACAGCGUAUGAGAAACUUACUGAGUACAUUCACUUACACUGUGAUGAAUAUCUGUCCCACUCCCGCGUGUAAACAAAUUCUUUCGCGCCUUACUAUCUAUGAGAGUUCUCAAAGGGAAAUAACUCGGACGUAUCUCGAAACCGGCGUAUUCUUAUUGCAUAAUUAAUGUGCUUUCUAAUACAUCUCUUUCAAUCUAUAUGUAGAUAUAUAAUAUGGCAUUUAUUAUAAUCUCCCUGUAAUUACAUGUACGCCAACAACAAAAAAAGAAUAGUUAGCAUAUUUUAUGCUGCAUGUUGUCAUAAGUGUAAGCAUUAAAGUUCAAGAGGUAUAUUAUUUUAUGAUAAUUUUGCUGGUGUGAGUUCAAAUUCCACUUGAAAUGUUUACUCCUCUCAAUUUCUCUUAAAAAUCAAAUCAAGCUUCGAAAAGCAAAAAACUAAUAUAACAUUGUCAAGACCACUCACAGGUACCCUAUCAUUAAUUUAGUUGUAUUGUUUCUCUAUAGUACGAUGGAGAUGUCAGACAUAAAGUUAAUCAAUUACUGCUUUAAAAAAGACACUGGUGUAUUAGGCCUCCUUGAUUAAUGUAAUUAUGGUCUUGAUAUGUGUGUAUGUGGAUGAAUUUAUAUACUGUAGUUUUUAUUAUAUCUAAACAUCAAGUAACUUGUUCCCUGAUAAAACCAAGGAGACCUGCUGUCACGCGACUGGUGUAUUUUUAGUUGCAGUAUAAUAGGGAAUAGUGGUAUUUAGACUGACCACCUGUGCAGAGUUCGAAUUUGAAAUGCCAAUGCAAUUUUAAAUCUCCUUAUUGUUUUAUGAAUAUGAAGACUACGAAAUCAUAACUUGUAUAUUUUACAAGUAAUAUAAUUUGUCUCCCUUGGAUAUAAUUCAACCCAUGUUGUACAAAUUGCUCAAUAUUUAUAAAUGCUUAGCAAAAUUGAUUUGCUCAUUGUGCCCUGUAUCCUAAUUUUUGUACAUGUGUACCUGUUUAUCUUAUACAGACAAGAGUUCGAGAAAUUUAACUUUUUUAUUUCAAAAAGUUUAAGCAUUCUGUGCUGGAAGAGAUCUUUUUUUACAGCAUAGUGGAAUUUCUCAAAUUGUGUAAUCGCUUCUUCAUAGGAGAAUUGUUGUGCGAGUAUGUUGUUAGUGAUAUUUGUUAUGAACUACAUGUUGAGCUGAAGAAACGUGAUAUAAAGAUUAAACACAUCAGAUCAGC
Messenger RNA from Ostrea edulis (European flat oyster), 5262 nucleotides. RefSeq lists its product as uncharacterized. NCBI's taxonomy places the organism in Eukaryota, Metazoa, Mollusca, Bivalvia, Ostreida, Ostreidae. The transcript is spliced from 8 exons. The record is from RefSeq and is a predicted model, not a curated record. Gene Ontology annotation, molecular function: DNA-binding transcription factor activity; sequence-specific DNA binding. Gene Ontology annotation, biological process: regulation of DNA-templated transcription; G2/M transition of mitotic cell cycle. Bases 454 to 3408 code for a protein of 984 amino acids.